Amborella trichopoda is the source of this 1672-nucleotide messenger RNA. Its product is annotated as putative protein phosphatase 2C 11. NCBI's taxonomy places the organism in Eukaryota, Viridiplantae, Streptophyta, Magnoliopsida, Amborellales, Amborellaceae. Gene Ontology annotation, molecular function: protein serine/threonine phosphatase activity; cation binding. The record is from RefSeq and is a predicted model, not a curated record. Gene Ontology annotation, biological process: protein dephosphorylation.
UCAAGAGAGAGAGAGAGAGUUGUUCGAAUGAAAAAAGCCGGACCCAGAGUAGCAGCGGAUGGGGGCCUGACGAUGGUGAUCGGAGCCGGGUUCCCCUGUUUUCAGGGCCUGGGAAUGAAGCCCACGAGGCAUCAUAAUCCUAUUUCUUGUAUUCUUCGCUAGGCAGAUUGAGCAUGCGAUUUGAAACUUGAAAGUGCUAACCAUAGCAUAACAUUGAUUGGACUUAUUAACUGAAAAUGGGAAUAUAUCUCAGUACCCCAAAGACUGAAAAGUUCUCUGAAGAUGGUGAAAAUGAUAGACUUAAGUUUGGUCUUUCCUCAAUGCAAGGGUGGCGGGCAACAAUGGAAGAUGCUCAUGCAGCAUUUCCAGAUCUUGACAGCUGGACAUCAUUCUUUGGUGUUUAUGAUGGCCAUGGAGGUAAAGUUGUAGCAAAGUUUUGUGCCAAAUUUCUUCACACUCAAGUGCUUAAAAAUGAGGCGUCUUCACCUGGUGAUUUGGGUGCUUCAAUUCAGAAAUCUUUCUUCAGGAUGGAUGAGAUGAUGCGUGGGCAGAGAGGAUGGAGAGAGUUGGCUGUACUGGGAGAUAAAAUAAACAAGUUUACUGGCAUGUUGGAAGGGUUUAUAUGGUCUCCAAAGGGUUCAGAAAGUAAUGGUCAAGAAGAUGAAUGGGCUUUUGAAGAGGGGCCACACUCUGAUUUCUCUGGACCAACAUCUGGAAGCACGGCAUGUGUAGCAGUUAUCAGGAACAACCAACUUAUUGUUGCUAAUGCUGGGGAUUCCCGCUGUGUGAUCUCACGAAAAGGACAGGCGUAUAACUUGUCAAGAGAUCAUAAACCAGAUCUUGAGGCCGAAAAGGAAAGAAUUCUGAGGGCUGGAGGUUUCAUCCAUGCUGGGAGAGUCAAUGGAAGUUUAAACUUAGCAAGAGCAAUUGGUGAUAUGGAAUUCAAGCAAAAUAAGUUUUUGCCUGCAGAAAAGCAAAUUGUGACUGCCAAUCCUGACAUAAACAUUGUUGAUCUUUGUGAUGAUGACGAGUUUAUUGUUCUGGCAUGCGAUGGUAUUUGGGAUGUGUUAUCAAGUCAGCAGCUUGUGGAUUUUGUGCAUGAGCACAUAAACACUGAAAGUAGCAUCUCGGCGGUCUGUGAGAAAGUUCUUGAACGUUGUUUGGCGCCAUCCACGGCUGGGGGAGAGGGGUGCGACAACAUGACCAUGAUCCUCGUCCAAUUUAAGAAAACCGCCCCCUCAUCCUGAUUCACCUUGCCUGACUGAGAGCUGGUGAACCUAUUGUGAUGAUCCCUUUUUCUCCCUCUCAUGAAUUGCCUGUCACUCCUUGCCCCACUCUCUCUCUCUGGAGGCUGUGCUGCUCCGUGGCCAGAGGCUGCGCUGCUCUGUGGCCAAAGCAAAUCAACUCUCUCUCUCUGGAGGCUACUCCUUGGCCAAAGCAAUCUCUCUCUCUCUCUCUCUCUCGGCUACUACCCCUUUAGUGACUUGGUUGUUGCGGCGAAGGGAUGGGGGUUUCUGGUUUUUGCUUUGGACUUCAGCUCUUAUUCUAUAUCUGUAAAUGUAGGCGGUAGGUAGCAGGAGUGAGAAGUCAUUCACAUGGCUUGUAUAAGAAAAAUUUACAUUUUAAUAGAUUGCGGCAAUAAAUAGUGUACAGAGGUAUAAUCUUCUCUUCA